UCUCGUCAACAGUUGCAGCUAAUGAUUUUGUUUAGCUCAUUAAACAAUUAACCAUAUAUAAUGAUAACUGUUGUGUAAUGUAACAAUCGUAGAAAUAAUAAUUAAACUUAGUCCUUAAUAUAGAUAUGGCUUACACAGAAAAGGUGUCGCUUAGCGGCACCGCACUGUCAUUUUUGUUAUAUGAAUGUGUAAAUUCAGGAUGCAGUCAGGAAGGUUUUCUAGUUGGAGAUAUAACAUCUCAAAUAACCAAUCACAUAUCAGACUCUCAAAGUGAUAAUGCAAGGCUUGAUACUCAAAUCGUUAUUAGAACUGUAUUACCGCUGCCUUCGGUGUCACUUUUCUAUUUUCCAACUGGAAGAAUAAAAGAAGAAGUGUUGUCUGAAUUACUCUCUAAUACUGCCAAAGAAAUCGUUGGAUGGUACAAAUAUAGAAAGAAUACCAACAUCAAACCUACAUUUCGAGAUAAGUUAAUUGCAAAAGGUCUACAAAAAUACUUUGAAAAAUAUCAUGGGAAGAAAACAUUUGUAACUUGCAAUCUAACAAACAGAACAUCUUCUGCUGCAUCAACCCACACAUUUACUUACAGAUUUGGAAAAAUCAAUUGUUUUGAUAUGUAUGAAUAUAUUGAAGAUGUCACAGGUAAUUUAGGUGAAAAAGUAACAGGCUACAAAAGAGCACAUCAACUACCAGCAAAUUGUGUAUUCAAUAAAAUUGUAAAAGAAACAAAUGUUCAGAAUACAAACACAACUGAAGCAAUACUGAGCAUACAAGAAGCAGUUGAUGUUAGGUUGAUGAUGGAAGCAAAAAUUGCAGCAAAAAAUGAAAGCACAAUCAGGGAACUUCAGGCAGAAAUAAAACAAAUGACUUCUAUUUUGACCGACAAACAGUCAGUAGAAUUGUAUGCUUCAUAUAGUAAAAUGAUUGAAGAAGAGACUCAGAGACAGAAAGCUGAUAUGGUUAAAGCUUGUGCGGAAGCCUUGAAAGCACCACAAAAACUAGAUAUGAUGACCAUCAACAAUCUCAAAAAUAUGGCAUCGACUAGCAGUCAAUCGGCACAAGGAGAAAGUACAGCAGGUGUGGAUGAUGUUCCCAGUGAUCGAAACCCAAGUCCAUGCUUAAUAACUACAAGUCCAACAAAGCAAAUACUCAAUUAUGCAGCUGCUCUAAAAAAUAGAAGUGACAUGCCAUCAACAAGUAAAGACACUACAAUGAGUGAAGACUUAAUUACAUUUGAUGUGGAAGACAGAAGAUAUAUAAAAAAGACUAUUGUUUUAAACAAUGAUGUGAAGUGUUUUGGUGAUAGUUCACCAGAGUACUAAAGUGCCUUCUUAAAAUCCUUUAUAAACAAUUGUUCAGUUACCACAAUUACUUCAAUAGGUUACUAUAAUUUACUUAACUAUAUUAAUAACACAUGUAUACUUUUAAAACUUUAAUCUCAAUAAUGUGUCUUCAGAAUACAAUGCAACAUUAACUUGAAUAAAUGUUUUCAACUAACAUAUCUUAUGGUAUCUAUAAAAAUAUUGUAAUAAUUUUGAUAGUGAAAAUGAUUAUUGUAAAUGCUACUUGACAUGGGAAUAAUUGAUUUUAUACGGAAGUAAGCUAUUGUUUAUUGUACUGUAUUUUUAGCAGAAAGAAGAGUUUAAGAUAAAUGUAAAUAUAAAUAAACUCUAAAUUUUUGGAAAAUAAAUGAUGCAUUUUGUAAGAAUAUAACCCAGACUAACAAAUUUGUUUUCAUUUUCUCUUGCAUAUAAGAGAAAAAAAAAUACUCUUGAUUUUUCUCUUGGAAUUUUUUCAAAAGUUUUUAUUUUUAUUCAAGCACAAACUCAAUUAUUUCUUUAUUUUUGAGUCUCAAUUAUUUCUUUAUUUUUAAGUGAACUUAUGAAUAUUUAUGUAAAAGUUGUAAAAUGUCUAUAUGAAUAAAUUGAAUUAAUAAUCCUCCACUCCAUUGGAAUGUGGUACAAUACAUAUGUGGAAAGUCCAUAAUAUCAACUUUAUUUAGUGUCUGUCUGUUUGAUUUAAUUUUUUGAUAUUUCAUUCAGCUUUUGUACUCUUAAAAACCUAUUAUUAUAAACCACAAGUUACCAACUCAUUACCUCAUUGUUGUGCAUUUGAUAAAUGAAUAAACUGCAAUAUAGUACAAUAGCUAUAAUUACUAGUAAAAGGAAGCCCACUCUGUCAAAACAUUCUUCGAGAGACAAAAAGAUUAUGCAAAGAUUAAAGCAUUAACUUUCACACCCUACCUCGUAAGUGGUACCGCAGACAGUAGAUGUCCCAAGGUCGUAGUCUCAAAUAACCUUUUUAAAAUGGUUGGCAGACUUCAACACCUACUUCUGGCUGUUUCGCAGCAGAAAUAAACUUGAUGGUGAAUGAUUUUCCUACUUGUUUAUCUUGAUGAUAUUGCUUUUUGUACUUAUUAAUUUCAAAUGUACAUAAAUUUUUAUGUACCUCAUAUUUCUUACACAGAGUAUACUAACACAAUAUCCAUAAUAGUAUUUACUAUGGCACAGCUUUUAAGGUACAAAUGAGGCUAUUUAUUUUAUAACCGACUUCAAAAAAGGAGGCUUUAUGAACGAGUUUAUGAAAUUUAAGCAUUUACAAAAAAAAAUCUAUUUCUAAAACAAUAUUUUUGUUUGCCUCCCUCUGGUAUACUCACGAGGUAGUUUCAUUGUUAAGUUUAAUUGUUGUGUUGAAGUCUGUAUUAAUUAUUUUUGAAUAUAAUUAUGUUGGAUAAUAUUUUAAUGUUCAUUUAAUAAGCAUAAAAAAGCAUUUUCUUCAUUGUUUUUUUUUUAA
Bombyx mandarina (wild silkworm) is the source of this 2790-nucleotide messenger RNA. Its product is annotated as BRISC complex subunit FAM175B. Lineage: Eukaryota; Metazoa; Arthropoda; Insecta; Lepidoptera; Bombycidae. The record is from RefSeq and is a predicted model, not a curated record. Gene Ontology annotation, cellular component: nucleus. Gene Ontology annotation, biological process: mitotic spindle assembly; attachment of spindle microtubules to kinetochore; protein K63-linked deubiquitination. Gene Ontology annotation, molecular function: polyubiquitin modification-dependent protein binding; microtubule binding.